Caenorhabditis briggsae is the source of this 3378-nucleotide messenger RNA. It is a transcript of the gene Cbr-gcy-14, whose product is annotated as Protein CBR-GCY-14. The transcript has 13 exons. The coding region runs from base 1 to 3378 and encodes 1125 amino acids. NCBI's taxonomy places the organism in Eukaryota, Metazoa, Nematoda, Chromadorea, Rhabditida, Rhabditidae. Gene Ontology annotation, molecular function: peptide receptor activity; protein kinase activity; ATP binding. The record is from RefSeq and is a predicted model, not a curated record. Gene Ontology annotation, biological process: cGMP biosynthetic process; intracellular signal transduction; protein phosphorylation.
AUGAUUCUAUUACUUUUUCUUUUACCAUCGAUUGUUUUUGGACAGUUCACAAAAUCCAUAAAAGUUGGGUUGCUCUUCUCAAAGGAUGCUCCUUCAGUAAUGAGAUCAAUAGGAUAUCGAACUUCAGCUUCGGCGGUUCUAGUAGCUAGAGAUCGGAUUAGAGCCGAACAUUUGUUGGACCAGUAUGAUUUCAACUUCACUGUAAAGUUUGAUGAAUGCUCGGAGAGUCUGUCUGCUGGCAAAACUGUAGAACUAAUCAAUCAAGAUGACGUUGAUGUGAUAAUUGGACCAACUUGUAAUCGUGCUGGAGUCUCCACGGCUUCUCUUGCUGCCUAUUAUAAUGUUCCAGUCUUUGAAUGGGGACUGACUACGACAGCGGACAUUGGAAACUUCAGUCGAUACCCAACCACAGUGACAGUAUCCUUGGAUACUCACAGUAUGGCAGUUGCUGUUCGAGAUGUUCUACAGAGAUUUGAUUGGGAAGAGUUUGUUUUCAUUUACUCGAACGACGGAGAUGAAGAAAAAUGUGCUUCAAUGAAAGAUGACAUGGAGAAGAUGUCCGUGGAGAAUGUGGAUGUCACUUUGGCAUAUAUGUAUCAGAUUCAAACAGUUACAAUGGAAUCUUUGAAAAAGGCAUUGAAGGAAGUUUCCAAGAGAGGAAGAAUUGUUGUGACUUGUUUCGCUGGAAGCAAAGGAUUCAAGAAAGCGUUUGUCGCUGCUACAGUACUGGCUGGAAUGUCCACUGAUGAGUACAUCUACAUAUUUGCAGAACCACAGUCCAGAGGAUUUUACGUCGAUGAAUCGAAUGGAGGUGUUCAUUACUCUUGGGACGAUAGUGAUGGAAAUUUUGUGACUGGACUCACGAACGAACAAAUUCGAGAAGCAUAUGGAAAGGUUUUGUACAUUUGUGAUAAUAUGGGAGAGCCACCAAUCAUCACAGCGCAGUAUGCCAAUUUCACAACCCAAGUUAUCAACAGAAUGUCGGAGCAGCCAUUCAAUUGUGUACAAGAUUGUGCUAACGCUACGUAUAAAGUUACUGCUACGUACGCUGGUCAACUAUUCGAUGCUUUUUACGCCUACGCAGUUGCUUUGAACAAGUCUCUGGCAAUGGAUCCAACAACGACAAACUUGAAGAAUGGAUCACUGAUUCUGAGUAACAUUGCAAUGACGUUCCAAGGAGUAGGUGGAAGUUCUGUGUCGCUUGAUGAAACUGGCAGUCGGAUUGCUCAAGUUUUCAUGUUCGCGAUGAAUUCCUCUCUGUUACCUUAUAUUGCUGCCGGACUUUUGGUAAAUGGUUCUAGAGUGAAUUACACUCCUUACUACAGUAGCGAAUCUGUGCUCUGGAAGGGCGGAGUCAAACCGUUAUCCCGACCGAUAUGUGGAUUCACUGGAACCGAAUGUCCACCAGAUUUUGUGAAAGACUAUCUUAUUUAUACAAUCAUUGCAGCCUUGAUUGUUAUUGCUGCUUUAUUGGCUGGAUGUACGGGGCUUCUUUAUACGAUUCACAUGAAAAAGAGAGAAACGGAACGUCAGGAUCUUCUCUGGCAAGUUCCGUUCAUUGAACUUCAACAAAUUCAAUCGAAAUCGAAAGCUGAAGCGAGCAUGCAUUCAUUUGCAAGUGGACCAUCUACAUCUACAAAGAUCACAAUUGAAAGUCGUUCCGAAACUACAAAUUUCAUUUUCUACUACCACAAACAGGAAAUCGUUGCUGCUAUGAAACACGAUUUGAUUCUUCUUUUUGACACAAAUGAGAAAUCUGAAUUCCGACAAAUGAGAAACUUUGACAAUGACAACCUCAACAAGUUCAUUGGACUUUGUCUGGAUGGACCACAACUGUUAUCACUCUGGAGGUUCUGCUCAAGAGGAUCACUUUCUGAUGUUAUUAGUAAAAGUUCGAUGCAAAUGGACAGCUUUUUCAUGUUCUCUUUGAUUCGAGAUAUUUCUAAUGGAUUAUCUUUUAUUCACAACUCAUUCCUGAAGUAUCAUGGUCACUUGACAUCACGAUGUUGUCUGAUUGAUGAUCGAUGGCAAGUCAAGAUAUCUGGAUAUGGAUUGAAAUCAGUUAGGACUUUUGAGAAUCCGAAGAAGGAAGAUUUGUUGUGGACAGCGCCAGAACAUUUGAGAAAUGAAAGCGGAGAAAAGACUUCCGAAGGAGAUAUUUAUAGUUUCGGAAUCAUCUGCUCCGAAAUUCUCACGAGAUCUUCUGCCUUCGACUUGGAAAACCGAAAAGAAAAACCGGAUGUAAUCAUUUAUCAAGUCAAAAAAGGAGGGCACAAUCCGAUGAGACCGUCUCUGGAAACAAGUGAAACUGUUGAAGUGAAUCCUGCAUUGCUCCAUUUGAUCCGUGAUUGUUGGACAGAAAGACCAUCAGAAAGACCGUCAAUUGAACAAGUACGAAGUCAUUUAAAUGGAAUGAGAGAUGGAAGAAAAUCAAAUUUGAUGGAUCACGUAUUCAACAUGCUGGAAACUUAUGCAUCAACUCUUGAGGAGGAAGUUUCAGACAGAACAAAAGAGUUGGUAGAGGAGAAAAAGAAAUCAGACGUUCUGUUGUACAGGAUGCUUCCAAAAAUGGUAGCCGACAAGCUGAAAGUUGGUCAAGCUGUGGAACCAGAAACAUUUGAGCAAGUUACGAUAUUCUUUUCGGAUGUAGUCCAGUUUACUACGCUAGCUGGAAAGUGUACCCCACUUCAAGUUGUAACCUUGCUUAACGAUUUGUAUACAAUUUUUGAUGGAAUUAUUGAACAAAAUGAUGUUUAUAAAGUGAGAGAACUCAUUACCCCAAAAUUCUUCAAAUUUCUAUAUCAGGUUGAAACAAUUGGUGAUGGAUACCUUUGCGUGUCCGGACUACCUCAUCGGAAUGGAAACGAACAUAUCCGGCAUAUUGCAAGAAUGGCUCUAGGAUUCCUAUCAAGUCUACAAUAUUUUCGAGUACAACACUUGCCUGCUGAAAGAAUCAAUUUAAGAAUUGGAAUCAAUUGUGGAUCCGUCGUGGCUGGUGUUGUAGGUCUCACAAUGCCGAGAUACUGUCUUUUUGGAGAUGCAGUGAACACUGCCAGUCGAAUGGAAAGCAAUGGAAAACCUGGACAAAUUCAUGUAACUGCUGAAGCGAACCGAAUGUUGACUCAAGUCGUCGGAGGAUUCAAAACAGAAUCCCGAGGAGAAGUGAUAAUAAAAGGAAAAGGAGUGAUGGAAACGUUCUGGUUGCUCGGCGAAGAUUCCGGAAUAAGUGUUUCAACACAGAGGAAAAAGACGCCGCCGGAGCCACCACGACGACAAUCUGUUCGGAGCAUCUCACCGAUAGUUGAGAAAAACGCGGAAGAAGAUUCAGCCAAGGGAUUGUACUCGGAGUACAAGGAUAUUAAUAAUGUGAAUGGUUAA